Molecule: messenger RNA, 1235 nt
Organism: Gymnogyps californianus (California condor)
Lineage: Eukaryota; Metazoa; Chordata; Aves; Accipitriformes; Cathartidae
Gene: METAP1D
Product: methionyl aminopeptidase type 1D, mitochondrial
Exons: 10
Coding region: 1-1041 (346 amino acids)
Biological process (GO): proteolysis
Molecular function (GO): metalloaminopeptidase activity
Source: RefSeq, a predicted model, not a curated record
AUGUGGGAAAAAUGUGUGGAAAGCAUCUGGAGAGGAGGAGACCCCCUUUACCAGCUUGUUUCCUGUUCUGUGACUGGCUGCCAUGUAAUCUUUUCUUCGUGCAAUCGUAUCUACCUGCACAGGCAGUCAAGCAAUCAACAGCGAAGAUGCUUCUUUUUUCAGGGACAAAGAAAUACUGCUUAUAGUAUAGUUUGGCCAGCCACGGUUUCUCCAGCUCACCCAGUUCCUAAGCACAUAAAGAAGCCAGACUAUGUGACGACAGGCAUUGUACCAGACUGGGGAGACGACAUAGAAAUUAAGAACGAAGAUCAGAUUCAAGGGCUUCGUCAAGCUUGUCAAUUGGCCCGUCAUGUCCUGCUUCUGGCUGGAAAGGGCUUAAAGGUUGGCAUGACAACUGAAGAAAUAGAUUCCAUUGUUCAUCAUGAAAUAAUCAGACAGAAUGCCUAUCCGUCACCUCUGGGCUAUGGAGGUUUUCCAAAAUCUGUUUGUACUUCUGUAAACAACGUGGUAUGUCAUGGUAUUCCUGACAGUCGACCUCUUCAGGAUGGAGAUAUUAUCAACAUUGAUGUCACGGUGUAUUACAAUGGCUACCAUGGUGACACUUCUGAAACCUUUUUGGUGGGCAAUGUGGAUAAAUCUGGUCAAAAGUUAGUGGAGGUUGCCAGGAAAUGUAGAGAUGAAGCAAUUGCAGCUUGCAGACCAGGGGCUCCCUUCUCUGUAAUUGGAAACACAAUCAGCUCCGUGGCGCGGCGCGGCGGCUUCCAGGUCUGCCCUUCCUUCGUCGGCCACGGCAUCGGGUCGUACUUCCACGGGCACCCCGAGGUGUGGCACCACGCCAAUGACAGUGAUUUGUUAAUGGAAGAGGGAAUGGCGUUCACAAUAGAGCCAAUAAUAAUGGAAGGAUCCGCCGAAUUUCAGAUUCUGAAGGAUAAAUGGACUGCAAUUUCUGUAGACAAUAAAAGAUCAGCGCAGUUUGAACAUACCAUUGUGAUUACCUCAGAGGGAGCAGAAAUCCUCUCUAAACUGGUGGAAGAAGCCUAAAGAUGGAGCAAGGAGUGGAGGGUCUCGCUGUACUUCUGGGAUUUCCAGUUUCAGUCAGGACAGAGAGGAGUUUUCUGUAAUUUCUUUGGGGAAUGGGUGCUGCAUAAGUCGCUGCAGGGGACAGAAAAAGCAGCUUGAGGGGUCGGCUCUGGAAAUAGUCCUUUCUGUGUGUUACCUGGUGAGUAUUUAAUAAA